AGGACAGAUAAAGUUGACAGUACGCGGCCUACGGAAAACUUACGGAACGUUCACACGGGAAUGACAAUUGUUUUAGCAUUUUAAUUUAGACAGAUUUCUAACAGCUGUGUGUGAGAACGUUACGUACUUGGUAACGAUUCACUAGGUCCAUAGUUUUAACGCUAUUAAACACGAUGUAUGAAGUACAUGAGAAGCAUGUCGCGGAACGGUGUUGAUUUCGUGUUCCUUUUACUGUCCUAGCGAAUCAACGAGGCCGUCUUGGUACAGGUAUGUCCUGAUGUGCAAUGCGGCCGCAUAUAUCACAUAGGACAUUUCACAAUUGAACGGAUAAUUUCGCUAUUUUAUACACUAAAAUAUUUUAUGACUAGAAAAUUAAGAAGAUUCUGUUUGUGAACUACGAGCUUUGCUUAUGUGACAAUGAAAAAUCAGUAGUUUGGUAGCCAUGUGUAUGGAAACUACAAUGUGUACAUGCGUUAACCACGAACCAUUUGUAGUUAAAGGAAAUGCUAUAAGAAUCGAGUGCUUCUGUUGUAUGGAAAACGAUUGCGGAAAUAUUACAUUUGAUACUUUGUAAAAUGGUAUAACCUUCUGAAGGAUGUGUCAAUUUGAUAAUAUCGUCAUCGAUUUUCAACAAAUCUGUCCAGGAAAUUUAAGAAUGUGACCGGUUUUCAUGUGUUCACUUGUUAACACCAACAUUAUAACUAAAAUGUUUACAUCACUGUUCCGUAUUCUUAUGUUCAUCGCGACUUGUUGGACGGAAGUAGAUUUGUGUCUGCGACGAAGCUCAAAUGAAAAGAACCCUGUGCACGACAAAGGGUUCGACAACCUGUUCCGUACAAACACGGAGGAAUUGGAGAACGUGCCCAUUCACUUUGACAAACCGAUUCCUCGAUGGAUUACUGGAACAUUGAUUAGAAAUGGACCUGCUCAGUUCGAGGUUGGAAAUCGCAGCUUCACCCACAUGUUUGACGGGUUCGGCAAACUCUACAGUUGGCGUUUUCAAGGAAACGGUUCCGUCUAUUUUUCUACUAAAUUCAUCAAAUCGGAGUUUUACAAGAAGUCUAUCUCACUGAGUGACAUAUCGCCUUAUGUGAUGUUCGGGUCAACACAGCCGCGAUUUAACCCUGUACAGACGUUACUAGCAUUGUGGCGAAAUAUGGACAACAUGAAUGUGAACAUUUACCGCUUUCCGUCCGAAAAAAGUCACCGGGGUGAUUUUGUAUCGUUGACUGAUGUUUGGGACAAUUACGAAAUCGAUCCGUCAUCUCUUGGGACGAUUGGUUAUCAGCACCCAACAGUUCCAUCGACCGGCGGUAUUAAUAGUUUCAUUUUUCGGAACAUUAUGUCGACACCUCAUCCACUUCCAGAAUAUGGCACGUCUAAUCAUUUCACGUUUUUGCUGAGUCUUGCUGUUGUUCCUGGAUUUAAUCAUCGGAUUUCGCUUAUCCGGAUAAAGUCAAUGAUGGAUCGUGAGGUUGUUACACAAUGGACCGUGAAUCAACACGAAGCACCUUACAUGCAUUCAUUUUCCGUUACUCCAAAUUAUGUGAUACUUUUCAGCGCACCACUAUUUUUUAAUUUCCAUGCCUUCCUAGUUUCUGGGUCUGUUUUAAAAGGACUUCAAUGGCACGGUUCCGAGGAGAACAUGACCAUACAUGUUAUUGACAUAAAAUCAGGAAUCAUCCGAACGUUUACAGCCCCGCCAGUAUUCUAUAUGCAUCACAUAAACGCCUUCGAGACGUGGACUAAUGAGAUCAUAAUUGACCUACCAACUUACAGGGACGCUUCAGUCAUUUUGAAUUUGAAAACGGAAACAUUGCUUAACCGCAGGAAAAGAAACAAGCUGAAUCCACAUUCGGUUUUAACACGUUACGGGAUAAAUUUGAACAAAACACAGGUAAGUGUCAAGCCAUUUCCAGAAUCUGUCAAGUAUCCCUGUGUAACAAAGUUUGACAUGCCGAUAAUUAACGAGAACUACAGGUCCCGGAAUUACUGUUAUGUGUACGGUUUUGUCCCAAAGUGGGACGACAAACAGUAUAGUCAGUUUGCUCUUGUCAAAAAAGACCUGUGUGGUAAUGGAAAAGACCGGAUGUGGUUCUAUCCUAAUCAUUAUCCGGCGGAAAUGUGGUUUAUUCCAUUUCCGGCAGUAAACAGUACUAACCUUGACGAAGAUGCCGGAUACUUGUUGGUACCUGUUUUGGAUGGUCAGAAGAACGUCAGCUAUCUUGCCAUUAUUGAUGCUGUGUCUAUGAAAACCUCUUUCACUGCGUACCUGCCAACACGUGUUCCUGAAACCUUUCACGGGAGAUUUUUUCCUGGUAUUGAAUGACAAUAUCAUGUUACAUUCUUUGCAGAAUUUUGCUUCGUUUUGUUUUGUUUAUAAAUUAUAAAAGUAACACGAAGAAACUGAAUUCAUCGCAUUGGGAACAAUGCUAUGCUUGUCCUUUUCCAAUCGUUUAAAAAGAAUUUGUGAUGUUAAAUUUGAUUACCUUUAAUUAUUCGAUAGCUUAGUAGGGUAAAUACCCCGGGGUAAUCUACUUGCAAUUGUCUUUCUCGUGCAGAAAGUGGAUUCGUACAUAUUGACACACAUUCACACACUUACUAUGUAUUUAUAGAAACAGUUAUACAAGAAUAAUCGUGUAAUGCAGUUUGUCUCUCUCCCUUAUGCUGUCUCAACAUAUUCAUGUAUUUGUAUUCCUACAUUUGAAGUGUGUUCAUAAAUAUACACGGCUGUCUCAUAACGUUCUCACCACUAAUAUGAUAUAAAGAUGUACGUUUAUGGCAAACAGCAAAACAUAAAAACACAACAAACAAAUACGUACACAACAUUUUGCGAAGACAUUAUAUAUACAUACACAUUUUUGAAAGUCACAAGACCGAUUCUCGAGGCCUUUCGCUGCUCUACAACUCUUUAGGAUAUUAUUUAACUUUUGUAUAACAUACAGGUAUACAGAAAAAAAAUCUAUAACGAUCGACCCUCGAAGGAAGAAAACUGCUGGUUUUGAAGUUGGUCGCUAUGUCUUAUUUCUAAACUUUGUAAAAGGAUUAACCUUUCUUUGUUUGUUGUCUGUUAAAGAUAUCCUUUAUAAUAAUAAUAGGCUUUAAUUACACUCGAUAAUAACAUGUUAAGUCACAGACUCUUCUCACACAUGGCCGAAAACAUAUAUACAAGUAUGUACAACAUGGAUAAUACGUUACAAAUAUAAGAGAUAAUGCAAAAACAUACAUUAUAAAGAUAUAUUGUAUACAUAUAUAAAGCUAUACUGCUUUUCAAUUGAGUAAUUAAUAAUGUAACUACAUUUCAUUACAACACCUAUGUCAACCAUACUGUUAUAGUAACACACGCUGCUGAAACAUAAUUACAUAUCGUAGUAUAUUGCUUAUUGGGAAAGUCGUAAUGUCCAGAUCAGGCCGAAAGAGAGUGGGUUUUUUUGCUUUAUACCAGUAGUUUAAAAUCGUUUCUGCAGUUGGUUUUUAAUACUGCAAGUGAUUUGGAAGAUUUGGUUUGAGUGGAUAGGCUGUUCCAAAGAUGUGGUCCUUGAUAUAAAAAUGACUACUUGAAAAGUUCUGUUUUGUGUUUUGGUAUACGGUAAUUUCCUGCUGUUGCGGUGCGUGUGUUUCUGUUGUGACUUUCCUGGACUAAAGUGUGUGUUUUGAGAUAUGCAGGGGUAAAAUCAUUGAUAACCCUUUUCGAUGUUCACAACCUGUCUGACUGAUGUAAAAGUCUGACCAAUUUUAACAUACUAAAUUAUACUACACUACUUGAUUUACAGUUCAUAUUGUAAUAAACAGUAAAUGUAAAUGUAAAAGCAAUCUAAGG
This is a messenger RNA of Mizuhopecten yessoensis (Yesso scallop), 3820 nucleotides long. Its product is annotated as retinoid isomerohydrolase-like. Gene Ontology annotation, molecular function: beta-carotene 15,15'-dioxygenase activity; carotenoid dioxygenase activity. NCBI's taxonomy places the organism in Eukaryota, Metazoa, Mollusca, Bivalvia, Pectinida, Pectinidae. Gene Ontology annotation, biological process: retinal metabolic process; carotene catabolic process. The coding region runs from base 671 to 2329 and encodes 552 amino acids. The record is from RefSeq and is a predicted model, not a curated record. The transcript has 2 exons.